This is a messenger RNA of Entamoeba invadens IP1, 1161 nucleotides long. RefSeq lists its product as hypothetical. The transcript has a single exon. The record is from RefSeq and is a predicted model, not a curated record. NCBI's taxonomy places the organism in Eukaryota, Evosea, Mastigamoebida, Endamoebidae. Bases 1 to 1161 code for a protein of 386 amino acids.
AUGGAGACUGAAAACGUUUUGAAAUACGAAAGUGCAAGCAAGUUGGGUGAUAUUGGGCGGCUUCCUGUUGUGAAGAAAGACAAGUGGACGAUAUGCAGUCAUGGGGAUGGGGAUGGUGUGUGCAGUGCUGCGAUAGCAUUGAGUGUGCCGCGAUUCAAGAAUGCGGAUUUGGUGAUCACACAUCCGAUGGGGAUCAACCACGACAUCAGAGACAUUGAGACAAACCUUUUCAUCAGCGACAUAGCACUUGAUGCGCGGACGUACAUGUUGUUGUAUGCCAAAUUUGAGAGUCUUCUUGGCUUGGGAUAUCAAGUCAUCUACAUAGACCACCACAGAUUACUUGGAACUCCACCUGAUGGGAUGGAGAUGAUCAACGAUGAGAGUGCGUGUGCGAGUGAGCUAGUCCACAAGUACUUUACACGGCGAAAUGAACUUCCUGAGAUGUGUGAUUUGUUAGCGUGUGUUGGGUGUGUUUGUGAUUACAUGGACGAGACAGAUUACAUCACGGACGUGAUGAACAAGUUUGAGAAGCGAUCUUUGUUUCUCGAUGCGGGUAUCAUGGCACAAGGUCUCUCUGUUUAUAGGAAGAAGGAAACAAAAGAACACUUUGUCAGACAACUGGUGAGUGGAUUGAUCCCUUGUGAAAUACCAGAACUUGUUUAUCGUGCGUUGGAAGUGUCUAAAAGUGAUAAAGACGCACGUCGAGCAGUUAUAGAAAACACAUGUUGCAGUGAAUACAUUGCGUGGAGUUUGAAUCCGCCGUGUGGGAAGUCGAAAGCAGCACAUUUUUCGUGUUCAACAAAAGAGAAGAUGGUGGGUCUUGCCAUCUUUUACUACAAGCGACGUAAAGAGAAAGAAGUUCCACUCUACGACUUGUGUUUCAGAGGAACAUCAACAGUCGAUUUGCGAGAGAUCAUCACACCGCUCGCACUCUUCCUUGGUGGGUCGGGGGGUGGUCACGCAAAUGCGGUUGGCAGUCGCGUUCCUGUGUCAAAGUUGCCACUAAUGUUAUAUUAUAUCGACGUGCGAAUGAAGGCGUAUUUCAAGUCAAAGACCUACACAAACCUCCCACUCCCAAACAACGACGCAAACGAGAAGUUCGACGAGAAGAUUUAUAACAACUUCAUCGACCUUAAGUCGUGGUUUAAAGUUGAAGAAUAG